Molecule: messenger RNA, 1958 nt
Organism: Bactrocera latifrons
Lineage: Eukaryota; Metazoa; Arthropoda; Insecta; Diptera; Tephritidae
Gene: CCHa2-R
Product: neuropeptide CCHamide-2 receptor
Exons: 8
Coding region: 424-1917 (497 amino acids)
Biological process (GO): G protein-coupled receptor signaling pathway
Cellular component (GO): membrane
Molecular function (GO): G protein-coupled peptide receptor activity
Source: RefSeq, a predicted model, not a curated record
AAUUGUUAUAAAGUGUUUAAAAUCACAAAAAUUAAAAAAACUCUGGGCUGAUCUCUUGACCUUUAGCGACCAAAAGAUACAGCUUUGUGGAUAAACUCUACACAAUGUGAGCUGUCUAUCAGCCGCAACGCAAAGAAUAUACAAGCAUACAUUCCCCACAACAACAAAGAUAAAGACGAAAAGUUAAUGCCAAAAGACAACGCCAAAAUGUACGCUAUUAUACGACCGACCAGUGCAUAGUCAAAACCCACUCAACAUAUUUGGUAUUCCAGCGGGUACACACAUAAGUAGCGAGGCUCAUCACUCAGCGGCAAAUCAUCUGUCAAAGCUGGGCAGCCAAGACGUUAACAGCUAAGUAACCCAAUAAGGCAGUUCGUGCGACAGUUCGAGUCCGCCAACCGUUGUCUGCCACUACACUGAGGCAUGUUUGGGUCACAGCCAGCAUCCGGGAGGCUGGUCACACGUCUGCCGUGGGCUACACUCAUCUCAACUACAACGUCACGCUCGUCAUAUUUCGAUGCCGGGGGCCCAGCCUUGGCUUCUGCUAUCGGUAGAGUAGCAGCCAGUACCAGCCACGAAGAAAGCCUACGUAACAAGAGCGCGAUUGCGGGUGCGGUGUGGGGUGAUGAUGCGGACAUCGAUCCCGCCACGGAUUAUGUGCCACCCUCACAACGACCCGAAACCUAUAUUAUCACAGUGCUUUUUGCGCUCAUCUUUAUUGUUGGCGUUUUAGGUAAUGGCACUUUGGUGAUAAUAUUUUUUCGGCAUCGCUCCAUGCGCAACAUUCCCAACACUUACAUUCUGUCGCUGGCCUUGGCCGAUCUGCUGGUCAUUACCAUUUGUGUGCCAUUGGCCUCCAUCGUCUAUACACAGGAGAGUUGGAACUUUGGCGCCGAGAUGUGUCGCAUCAGCGAGUCCUUCAAGGACAUUUCCAUUGGCGUUUCGGUAUUCACACUGACCGCCCUGUCUGGCGAACGCUAUUUCGCCAUUGUGAAUCCGUUGCGCAAACUGCAGACAAGGCCUUUGACCGUUUUCACCGCAUCAAUGAUCUGGAUAGUGGCCAUUUUGCUGGCGGCGCCGUCGUUUAUUGUCUCCGAUCUUCAAGAGAUACAUAUUCCGCCAAGCAGGAAUAGUAAGAACUUGACAAUUGUGAUUUGCUCGCCGUUCGGACGUUAUCGCCCCAAUUAUAAGUCUUAUUCUAAAUACACAGUGAUCAGCAAGGCGAUCAUCUAUUAUCUGCUGCCGCUGUUCAUUAUCGGCGCCCUGUACAUAUUAAUGGCCAAACGUUUGCGCACGAGUGCACGCGAAAUGCCCGGCGAGGCGUUGGGUAUGCAAAGCCGGUCGCAGGUGCGAGCGCGUCGUUACGUGGCGCGAAUGGUGGUCUCCUUUGUUGUGAUAUUUUUCGGCUGCUUCUUCCCUUACCAUGUAUUCGAGUUGUGGUUCCACUUAAAUCCUACGGCUAUAGAUGACUUUGAUGACUUCUGGCAUGCCGUUCGCAUAAUAGGAUUCUGUGCAAGUUUUUUGCACUCAUGCGUCAAUCCCGUCGCAUUGUAUUGCGUGUCCGGCGUGUUCCGGCAGCACUUCAAACGCUACUUGUGUUGCUUGUGCAUUAAAAGACAGCCGCGCAUUCGCCAACACUCCACAGCGACGGGAGUGAUGGACACGAGCGUCAUGUCGAUGCGGCGCUCCACCGUCAGCAACUACAACCGCGCAUCGAUGCACAUCAACAGCAACAGGGGUGGCACCAAUGGCGGCGGUGGCAGCGCUGAAGGCGGGUCCAGCACCAGUACAAGCUUUCAACGGCAAGCCUCAAUGCCGCUGUACCACAGCGUCACGCUGCAGAAUAACGGCGCUGGCGGCGGCACCCACGCCGCUGGUGAUAAAAGAUACUCUUUGGAUAGCUUGGAGCGUUACUAAGUCGCGGCAUUUCAUAUAUAAGUAUAUUGGCAAUAUACAUA